AUGCAUCUCUUCCGCCGGGGGACCUCAUCCCUCUUCAACUCGUCCAAUGCUUCACUCGCGUCCUCCAAAUCCGAUGCCACCACCGAUGCCGUGGGUGACAAGGCUCUCGCUAAGGAUGGUUUUCAAACCAUCUCCUCAAGCGACAAGCUGUUUUCCAACGUCGACCCUGCGUUAGACGGGGACGACUGUCUGCAUGAUUGCGCGACAUGCACCGUCAAAUACCCCGCUAAAUUCGAUGUCGAUCACGAAGACGAAUUAUAUGGCCAAGUCAAGGGCUGGUCAACGCAUAUAUUGGUCGCAACGGGCAAGUCAGAUUGGGUGCGAGAUGUCGCGGACGAGACGGGCAGUGUCAUGGAAGCGAUUGAAAAAGGCGGGCUGGAACCAAGCAACGGGAGACUCAAGCUAUCAGCUUCCAACAUGCCCGUACCGGACGAAUACCACAUGGCCGACGCCGGCAAACAGCCGACCGAUGUCCUCCUGCUGCCCAGCUUCACUGUCGUUGAGCAUGUCACACCACAGCUAGCACCAGACCUGAUUGAGAACUUUGUCAACAAAUCUCUCACCACCACCACACCACUGGGAUCAUCCGGCGAUAAGGAAAACACAAGCCCCACCUCCCCAACCGAAACCCAAGACCUACCGCAUCCAACCUCCACCUCCAUCACAUCCCUCAAGUCGCACCCUAGUCCCCACGCAGCAGUGAUCCUCCUCUGCUCGCAGCGCACCCGUGACGCUCGCUGUGGACAGUCGGCGCCUCUUCUGCGCCGCGAGUUCGAGCGUCACCUGCGCCCGCUCGGUCUAUACCGCGACAUGGACGACACCCGGCCCGGCGGUGUGGGAAUCUAUUUCAUCAGCCAUGUCGGAGGUCACAAGUACUCUGCGAAUGUGAUUGUAUAUCGCCGCCGGGACUUUGAUUGGUACAAGCGAGGUGGAGAGGAAGAAGACGAAGGAGCUUCGCAGGGAAUCUGGCUGGCGCGUGUGCGGCCGGAAGAGUGUGAAAAUAUCAUUCGGUAUACUGUGCUCCAGGGCAAAUUGCUCAAGCCUGAGAAGCAAUUGCGCGCUGGGUUUGACCGAGAGCGCGGAUUGACGAGUUGGUAA
This is a messenger RNA of Penicillium salamii, 1098 nucleotides long. NCBI's taxonomy places the organism in Eukaryota, Fungi, Ascomycota, Eurotiomycetes, Eurotiales, Aspergillaceae. The record is from the annotation of a GenBank genome assembly.